Molecule: messenger RNA, 3822 nt
Organism: Trachemys scripta elegans
Lineage: Eukaryota; Metazoa; Chordata; Testudines; Emydidae
Gene: FGGY
Product: FGGY carbohydrate kinase domain containing
Exons: 16
Coding region: 168-1823 (551 amino acids)
Biological process (GO): carbohydrate metabolic process
Molecular function (GO): kinase activity; phosphotransferase activity, alcohol group as acceptor
Source: RefSeq, a predicted model, not a curated record
AUCCUUUAUAAUUCCCUGAGUUAGGUAUACGAUACCACAAAAUCUGUACUUACAGCUGAUAAAUAUUUCUGCUGAGUACCGGUCUGCUGCGUGUGUGGGUGUAGUCUCCUGGUACUAUAGCUUUAACUCAAGGCAGUUUGAUAACCAUAAAGUAAGGCUUAUUGAAAAUGCAGAGUGAGAAGCAGGAUCCAGUAAAUUACUAUAUUGGGAUUGAUGUUGGAACGGCAAGUGUUCGUGCGGCUUUGGUAGACCAAUCUGGGACGAUAGUGGCACAUGCGGAUCAGCCAAUCCAAAUUUGGGAACCCCAGCCGGAUCACUAUGAGCAAUCCUCUGAUGAGAUCUGGGCUGCUUGUUGCACAGUCACAAAGAAAGUCAUCCAACAAGUAGAUGUUGCCUGGAUUCGAGGGCUCGGUUUUGAUGCUACGUGUUCACUUGUUGUUGUGGAUAAGCAGUUUCAGCCCUUGGCAGUUAAUUAUGAAGGGGAAUGUAAACGAAAUAUCAUUAUGUGGAUGGACCAUCGUGCAGCCAGUCAAGUGGACAGAAUCAAUGGAACUCAACACAGUGUUUUGAGCUACGUUGGGGGAGUGAUGUCUGUAGAAAUGCAGCCGCCUAAAUUGCUGUGGAUGAAAGAAAACUUGAGAGAGUCUUGCUGGAAAAAGGCAGGCUACUUCUUUGAUCUUCCAGAUUUCUUAUCAUGGAAAGCAACAGGUGUCACUGCAAGGUCUCUCUGUCCAUUGGUGUGCAAAUGGACAUAUUCCCCAGAGAAGGGCUGGGAUGAUAGUUUCUGGAAGGUGAUUGGUUUAGAAGAUUUGGUGGCAGAUAAGUAUGAAAAAAUAGGAAACCAAGUCCUGUCUCCUGGAGCUUCUGUUGGAAAUGGCCUAACGCCAGAGGCUGCAAAAGACCUCGGUCUUGCUGAAGGGACUGCAGUAGCAGCAUCUCUCAUUGAUGCACAUGCUGGAGGGCUAGGAGUGAUUGGAGCAGAUGUGAAAGGAUAUAACCUGCCCUGUGAAAAUCAACCAGUUAUGUCCCGGCUUGCUGUGAUCUGUGGAACAUCUUCCUGUCACAUGGGGAUAAGUGAUGCUCCCAUUUUUGUGCCUGGUGUUUGGGGUCCCUAUUACUCAGCCAUGGUGCCUGGAUUCUGGUUGAACGAGGGAGGCCAAAGCGCUACAGGAAAACUGAUAGAUCAUGUAGUCCGAGGCCACGUUGCCUUCCCAGAGUUACAAGCAAAAGCCGCAGCCAGUGCUCAAAAUAUAUAUACAUACUUGAACAGUCACCUGGAUCUGAUUAAGAAAUCUUUGCCUGUGGGUUUCCUCACUGUUGAUUUACACGUUUGGCCAGAUUUCCAUGGUAACCGAUCUCCCUUAGCAGAUCUGACACUGAAGGGCAUGGUUGUUGGACUGACAUUGUAUCAGGGCCUUGAUGAACUCGCUCUUAUCUACUUGGCCACAAUUCAAGCCAUUGCUUUGGGAACAAGACAUAUUUUGGAAACUAUGCAGUCUGCUGGGCAUCACAUCAGCACUCUGUUUCUGUGCGGUGGGCUGAGCAAGAAUCCCCUCUUUGUGCAGAUGCAUGCUGACAUUACCGGCAAGCCCAUUGUCCUGGCCAAAGAGGUGGAGUCUGUUUUAGUUGGUGCUGCUAUUCUUGGAGCUUGUGCUUCUGGAGAUUUUGCCUCAAUACAGGAGGCCAUGGAGAGAAUGGGAAAAAUCGGGAAAAUCGUGCAACCAAACCACAGGGAUAAAAGAUUUUAUGACAAGAAGUAUGAAGUGUUUUUGAAACUUGUUGAACAUCAGAGAGAGUAUAAAGCCAUCAUGCAAGGCGUAUAAUCAACAGUCAUAUAGUCUGGGAACUACAGGGAUCACAGAAUUUCCAGAGGUUUCCAAUUAAAAGUUCAUAGGAAUUUUGUCUCAUUGUGUCAUUCAAUUUAAAACAAAAUUGUUCUAAUUUUAAUUUAAAACUCUAGUACUUUCACUACAUGCUGCUGCACUGAGUAAUCUUUCAAGCCACUGCACGCCACAGAACUAUAGAGUGGGGUUCUCAACCUAUUUCUUUCUGAGCCCCCGAACAUGCUAUAAAAACUCCACAACAAUGUAUUUUCUGCAUAUAAAAGCCAGAACCGGCGUUAGAGGGUAGCAAGCAGGACAAUUGUCCAGGGCCUCACACUACAAGGGGUACUGUGAAGCUAAGUUGUUCAAUCUUUGGUUUCAGCCCCAGGUGAUGGGGUCUGGGGCCCUGGGCUGCAAUCCUGUGUGGUGGGGCUUUGGCUUUCUGCCCUGGGGCCUAGCGAGUCUAAUGUCGGCCAUGCUCGGCGGACCCCCUGAAACCUGCCCCAGACCCCUGUUUGAGAACCACUACUAUAGCUGAACACUGACUCCAGUUAAAAAAAAACAGACAUGCAACCAAGGCCAACAAUAAGGUAAUGACCAUGAGCUGGAAAAGCAGAAGAAAUCAGUUAAUUAGCUCACCAAAGCAAACCACUAGUGGCUAGGAUAGAAAGGCUGUUGCAUUUUUAACAUGGAUUCUGCUGUACGGUUUCAUAAGAUGACUAGCAAAGCAGGUCUACUGCUCCGUUUAAUUCUAGCACCACUCACCUGAUACAGUUAAGAUUGACAUUGAAUUUUCAUGGUCAAACUCCUACUGUCCGGAGGGUAAAAUUUGAUGAUAGCAUUUCUGUCUGGGUGCUGAUAUUUUUGAAACAUGCUUGUGACCUGGAAUUUGUGUUUUGUUUUUUUUUCCUCUGACACACUGCAAAUUUCAAAAGUAAUUUCAGGGGGAAAAGUGUGAUGGGCAUUGUUUUUUAUUUGGGUGCUUUCCCCCUCCUUGCAGUGUCAGACAUUUGGCUGUCAGAUAACUCAAUCCAUUUUGUCUAUGGCAAGUGAUUAGUCCUUAAUGUGCACCAGUUAUUUUGAAGAUGGAAAAACAGCCAGCCAUUCAGAUUUAAAGAUCAGAUUGUGCCGAUGCAAUUAUUUUUUUUAAGCAUGUUUAUCAUGCAGGUGCCUUUCCGUGACUCACAGUUGCUAAUAAAACAUCCUGCUGGCUGCUUCUCAUAUAGCCACCAGUGAAGCUGUCCAGAUGAAGGUGGUCCCAUCCUCACAUCAUAGACAGGGUCUGUGUCUGGUGACGCAGGAGACAUGAAACUGAGAGUGUUGAGCAUGGAGCCCCAAUAUAUAAGUGCAGGAGAGGCACAGGUUGGCUUCUCCCUGUCCUGCGUUUGUGCCUGCACAAAAGACUUCCCAUGCUGUGUAUUGCAAACCAAAGAGAAACAGGGCUCCCUUGUAAGAUAUGAGGGCCCAAUCCUGCAAGAAUCUGAGCACCCCCAAUGACUUCACUAAGUCUCACAGGAGAAACAUUCUGUUACUUAUCCAUGAUUUGUGUAUUGUUAUUGCCUGGCAAGUUAGGGUUUUAACCCUGUUUAAAAAGCAAAGGCGACAGCAUUCACCAUGAAAGGGGAACAAAGGUGGAGUUAGAGAGAGAGAGGUAUCUUAGCAGCCUUAAAAAGCACACAACCGACCAUGCAAACUAAUUGUGACUCUAUUCUAGAUCACCAAUGACAACAUUUUUAACUCCGAAACUCCCAGCCUAUUCUUCGGCCACUCUCACACUGAGCCCUUACUAUACAACAGCAAUAAUUAUAGUACAUUUAUAUGAAAUGUGACCCCAACUUUAUGCACUUGGCUUAAUAGAAAUUCCAUUCUUUAGUAAUAGCAUAGACUGCAACUCCAAGUUAAGUGCAAACAGGAGUCACCUGACGACAAAAUUAUACUCAGGGUACCUUAAAAAUAACUGCCAGUUUCUGAAACUAAAUCAAUGUUAGUAGUCAGUGCU